Protopolystoma xenopodis is the source of this 1233-nucleotide messenger RNA. NCBI's taxonomy places the organism in Eukaryota, Metazoa, Platyhelminthes, Monogenea, Polystomatidea, Polystomatidae. The record is from the annotation of a GenBank genome assembly.
AUGGCCAAAUUUCUGCGGGCCUGGUACAACUCGCCUCCAGUAGCCUCUUUUCAUUGUUUCAAUCAUGUUUUGUUGCUUGCACUUCUUUGCCUCAAUGGUGAUACAGUUUUCUCGGUGGUUGGAUCUCUGAUGCUUUGCCGUCCUUUUGGUGCUUUUCGGCGCCCAGAAAUGCUAUACUCUGACCCCGAGUUCGAGGUGUCCCUCGGCCUCCAGACCUCUUUUCCCUUCAAACCCGCCGAGAAAAUUCGAAAUCUCCGCAUCCCCCAUCGACACAUUGGGCUUCUGCCGGCAUGCUCCACCGUUUGCCAAGUGGAUCAGCAACGCUCAAACUCUCUGGUACCGAUUUCGUCACCGGUCUCGAGCCUGCCGACAGCCGCCAUGCCGCUUCCGUCCCCAACUCCACCGCCACGCCCAACACCUCCGUCAUCGUGGCAAUCGGAAACGGCUCCCUUAUUGCCACUACAACAACGCUCUCUCUCUGACGUACCCUCCAGUUUGCCCGCAAGACCCACCGGUUUAGCGGCUCCGAGCCAGUUGAGGACCUCUCUGCCCGGUCAUACAGUCUCCUUCCAGCGUGGGCAUCCUCGAGAUCGUCUUCAAGAGCUGCAGUGCCCGACUCCUGAAAAUUUCCCAUCUCAUGGUCCUCCCAUUCGAGCGAAACGCACCUUCUAUCUUCCUCAGAGCAUGAUGAAUCGCCUCGCCUUCCGGCGGCGUCGACGAGCUUACUACCGUCUCCUCGCUUUGGCCGCCUGGACGCGUCAUUUGGCGAAUGAACGGAAACAGUCCUCAGCGGCUCAGGCUGGUUUGCCCAACCUUCCCACCGUCAGUUGUCUUGCGGCUCUGGGCGCCAGGCCGACUUGGCUGAACAGCCUCUUGCUAGACCGGAAAACGAUAAGAGUGAAAAACGCUGCUGUCCGGAGGUGCUCGUCUUCCGUCACGCUUGAGCUGAAAGACUUGACGCAAUCAAGUUGGGAAGGCGAAUGGAACGCUGUCGAUAAGGCGAAUGAAGAUUUGUCCAACCAAGGCUUCCUUUCUACACACGCCCAAAGUGCAGACUUGUUCGCGGCUCCAGUUGUUGGAGCCAGUCUCAAGGAGCCGAGUUCGCUGAUAGAACUCCGGCUGAAGAGCAUCAGUUCAUCCGGCAUUUAUGGUCUCCCAGCGGAUCCUCCGGUCACGGUUGCCAAACAGCCUUUGAUGAUACUGACAGAUCGUAUUAACCGCAUUGAAGAGUGA